AUGCAAGUUAGCCAAGGAGGAAAUCUGACGACAGAAAACUUCUCCUUAGCUCAACUGGAAAUUGAUGAAUAUGAUCCGCAAAUUACCUCCCUUUCAGCAAUUGGUCUUGUACUUCGCGGCAUGGCGAUGGCAGCUAUCAUGGUCGGUGCAAUAUUCGGUAAUGUUCUUGUUAUCAGCAGCGUGUUUAGAUUCGAGAGACUCCGUGGCAUUACAAACUUCUUCAUAGUGUCUCUAGCUUUCGCCGAUCUUCUUGUUGCCAUUCUGGUAAUGCCCUUCAAUGCCAGCAUGGAGAUUACCGGUAAGUGGGUAUUUGGUAGGAUAAUGUGUGAUAUUUUUAACGCCAACGACGUCUUAUUCAGUACAGCAUCUAUUCUACAUCUUUGUUGUAUCAGCAUGGAUCGAUACAUUGCUAUCUUACACCCGCUACAAUACGAAACGAAAAUGACCCGACAAAGAGCUCUGAUUAUGCUCGGCGUGACCUGGGUAUCGUCGAUCCUUAUAUCCUUCAUCCCUGUUUAUUCACAACUCUACACAACAGAAGAAAACGUCCAGACACUUGUCAACGACCCAGAUUCUUGCCCAUUCAUUGUGAACAAAGUUUACGCAGGCGUUUCUUCUAGUGUCUCUUUCUGGAUUCCAGCCACAAUUAUGGUUUUUGUGUACGCGCGAAUUUUCAUGGAAGCACGGAGACAGGAAAAAAUGAUACAGACUUCAGCGCUUUACACACACUACUCAGAUCUUAGGGACCCUAACGGAUUAAACAUAGACAGGGACGCCCAUAGAUCUGAACGGAGGCGUAUGAAGCGGGAACAUAAGGCUGCCAAAACUCUUGGGAUAAUUAUGGGUGCUUUUAUAUUGUGUUUUUUACCUUUCUUUUCAUGGUAUGUAGCAACGACUAUGUGUAGAGACGCCUGCCCGUAUCCAGCUAUGUUAGGAUCAGCGUUGUUCUGGGUAGGUUAUUUCAAUUCGUGCCUCAACCCAUUAAUUUAUGCUUAUUUUAACCGAGAAUUUCGCACAGCGUUCAAAAGACUACUACGUUUGGAUCGGGUACCUUGUGAUUCGAACUGUGACCCUUCAUCUCGGGUUCUUAAUACAACAUACGUCACCAAUAGUGAUCAACACUCAAGGGAUGCUUGCCACACGGUUGAUAGACGAUGUGAUUGUUCCGUGCAAGAACCUUGA
Molecule: messenger RNA, 1182 nt
Organism: Candidula unifasciata
Lineage: Eukaryota; Metazoa; Mollusca; Gastropoda; Stylommatophora; Geomitridae
Source: the annotation of a GenBank genome assembly